AUGGAGAAAUUUCUUGUGAGGACCAACAAGCCAACCGACGCACCACCAGCUGCAAAAAAGCUUCGAAGGUACGAUGAAUCAUACCUGCAGUUUGGGUUUACAGUCACGGCUGAUCUGAGACCUCAGUGUGUCGUGUGUGCCGAGGUGCUGGCAAACGACAGUAUGAAGCCCUGCAAAUUAAAAAGGCACCUAGAAACAAAGCAUGCUGGCAUUAAAAAUAAACCGGCUGAAUAUUUUAAAAGAAAGCUUGAUGGCCUCCAUCAGCAACAGGCAACCAUUUCAGUGCACAGCACUGUGUCUAAACAGUGUUUGGAGGCAUCGUAUGUAGUGGCCAAAAGGAUCGGUAAACUGGGUAAACCGCAUACAAUCGCCGAGACUCUCAUUUUGCCGGCAGCGCAAGACAUGUGCAGGAUAAUGAUAGGCGAUAGUGCAGCAGCCAAACUCGGUGCAGUACCACUGUCCAAUGACACAGUCGCUAGGAGAAUUGUAGACAUGUCCAAUGAUAUCAGAGAGCAACUGAUAGAGUUUGUAAAAAUGAGUCCUUACUACGCGCUGCAGCUGGACGAAUCCACUGAUAUUGCUGGGCAGGCACAGCUCCUCACCUAUAUCAGGUAUCUGAGAGACAAGGUGAUUGAGGAGGAUGUCCUGUUUUGCCGGCCUCUUCAGUCGCACACUACAGGAGAAGCCAUUUUCAAUGUCCUUGAUAUUUUUAUCCGUGAAAAUGGGUUGGCUUGGGACCGAUGCGUUGGCCUAUGCACGGAUGGUGCGCAGGCUAUGACGGGGCGUGAGCGUGGCCUAGCUGCUCGGGUUCAGCAAGUAGCUCCACUUGUGAAAUGGACACAUUGCAUGGUCCAUCGCGAAGCACUAGCUGCUAAAAAAAUGCCGGUUCUCUUUGACUCCGUGCUGAACCAAUCCGUGAAAAUAAUAAAUCUAAUCAAAUCACGGCCGCUAAACUCUCGCUUGUUUGGGGUCCUCUGCCAGGAGAUGGGGUCAGGGCACGAACAGCUGCUUCUGCACACUGAAGUUCGCUGGCUCUCCAGGGGGCGGGUGUUACAGCGGUUGUAUGAGCUGCGAGAGGAGGUGAAGUGGUUUUUGACAGAAAUCAAAUCAGAUCUGGCGAAGCAUCUGGAUGACACUAUGUGGCUUGCAUCUCUGUCCUAUUUGGUCGAUAUAUUUGACCGCUUGAAUGGCCUCAACCUGUCUUUGCAAGGCCGCGAAACUCACAUUUUGCUCCUUGCGGACAAAGUGCACGCCUUCACACAAAAACUAGACCUCUGGCAUGGCCGCAUCAGUCGAGGGAACUGCGACAUGUUCCCCAGCCUUGCAGACUUUAUCACCAAUGCAGGCGCGUCACAUGAUUUCUCCUCCCUAUUUCAGUCAGCGUCUGAGCACCUGUCAGCAAUGAGAAAACAAUUUGCGACGUACUUUAAGGAGGAUUAUCGAUCUUUUGCGUGGGUUCGAGAUCCGUUUGUGUGCACAGCAAACGAGCUAUCAAUUGAUAUGCAGGAACAGCUUAUUGAGCUGAAGAGUGACAGUCGACUGAAGGAACUCUUUAGCUCCUGCCCUCUUUCGUCCUUCUGGGCAUCAUUGAUGCAGGAAUACGCUGAACUCUGGGUGCCGAACCUGCGGCCCGUGAGCCGCAUGCGGCUCUUUGCCUGCUCCUGUGAGGCUCUUACUGCGUGGCUGGGUUAA
Etheostoma spectabile (orangethroat darter) is the source of this 1692-nucleotide messenger RNA. RefSeq names its product zinc finger BED domain-containing protein 5-like. The record is from RefSeq and is a predicted model, not a curated record. The coding region runs from base 1 to 1692 and encodes 563 amino acids. The transcript is spliced from 2 exons. NCBI's taxonomy places the organism in Eukaryota, Metazoa, Chordata, Actinopteri, Perciformes, Percidae.